UAAUGUGACAAAAGUGCGAUGGUGCCUUUGUUAAUUAUUCACAUUAUAUCUGCCUCUGUACAAAAGGGGAAUCAAGGCACCUGAACAGAGAAACCAUUGGAAAUGGGAAAAUAUCUAGAAUCGUUGAAUACGGUUGUGACUGGUUAUGCCCGCUUUUUCUUGAAAGCAGCAAAGCAAAAUCAGAUCCAAAGACUCCACCUGUUAAUCGGUCGGUUUGCCAAUGCACGCGGUUGGCUGCGGUUGGGUGAAGGGGUCCCCCCAAAGUUUCUCAGCCCCCCUUUUGGAUGUUCCCAUGACAGGCUGACCCACCAGUGAAUCCCCUGCACUGGCUUUGAAGCCUAAACCAGCAAACCAGAUCUGAGUUAACAGUCCCACAAAGGCAGACUCUUGCUCAGUGCCUGGUUCACUCAGAUUGGGAGCCCUCUGGGGAGGCUCCAAGGCCAACCUCACAGGGCUGUUGUAGGGACUAGAUGAACUGGGAAUAGCAGAAGCCAAGUCAGUUACAGCAGUGUUUUUCAAACUUGGAAACUUUAAGACGUGUGGACUUCAACUCCCAGAAUUCCCCAGCCAGCAUGGGUUUGAAAAACACUGAGUUAAGAGUCUCAGUCUCUGUUCCUCAGCCUGCCCUCCUCCAUCAACAAUUAUAGGGGCUUCCUGCACUCUGCAUAUGGUCCGAGGAAUCUAGUUCGAUGCUCAAAGAAUGAUUUAGUAUCUCGAUGGCCCACUCUGCAUGCCCUGUUGCCUUUGCCCUCCUCCGCACAGAAAGAAACUUUUUUCCCCCAACCAACAUUGUUUUCCUCCUCCCGCAACUUUGACAACUCGUCGAGCGAGGUGCUCGGAGCUCGGCUGGCCAGCCCUUGCGUCGCUGAUCGGUGGCUCCGCUGUCGUUCGGCAAGGCCUGCUUCUCGGGCAGACUCCCCCUCGACGCGCCUGCGCAGUGCGCCUGAAGAUGGCGGCCGCGCCUGGAGAGUUGCAGGAGGAGGCGCUGCGGCGGAGGGAGCGGCUCAAGGCGCUGCGAGAGCGCACCGGGGCUUCCAGAAAGCAAACUAAUGACGAUGAGGCGCCAGAGGUCAAGCUGCUGAAAAACCACAGCGAGGAGGAAGAUGCUCCAAAACAUAAGGAGCUCAAGCUGCGGAAUUACGUCCCGGAAGACGAGGAGCUGAAGGAAAGAGUGGUGCCUAAAGCAAAGCCUGCUUCAGUGGAAGACAAAGUGAAGGACCAGCUGGAGGCAGCCAAACCUGAACUCAUCAUCGAGGAAGUGGAUCUGGCAAAUCUCGCCCCCAGAAAGCCCGACUGGGACCUGAAGCGAGACGUAGCCAAGAAGCUGGAAAAACUGGAAAAGCGUACCCAGAGGGCCAUUGCUGAACUGAUCCGAGAAAGGCUGAGAGGCCAGGAGGAGAACUUGGCAUCUGCCGUUGAUUCAGCAAAGCAGGAAGGCAGUGACUCGGAUUGAGGUGGCGUUGGGGGGGCCGUUGCAGAAAAGAGAUUCCUUUGUUCCAGACUCUGGGAAGGAUCUGCCUCAAGGAAUCCUGGAGCCUUUGUGUGGGCAUAAGACGUGGUGGAACCAAGCAGCCUGAACAAACUGGGUGCAAUUCAUGCCUAGAAGAGCGUGCUUGUUGCGAACAAAAACAUGUGAUGCUUUCUCCAGACACACAUUCCUCUUGACGCUCCCCAAACCAUCGUCCUUGCUGAUGCCUUAACUGGGGAAGAGAGAGACAGGAUCUGAGUCUCUUGGCCGCACUGCCUCCGCCUCCUCUUCGCCUUGGACUUGGAGCAACCUAAACAGAGACCCUUGCAGCGCCAGAAGUUAAAUACAAAGCUCAGGAAAUGCCAGCCUGGCAAGAUUACUUUGGAUCUAGGAUUGGGGGCAGGGCCUGCACUCCUUCUUGGUGGGACUUGCUCAGCUGACUGGGAAUUGUGUUGGAGUUCUCAUCUUCUAAAGGAACAAGGGGCCAAAACGUCCUGCAUUGCCCAAGAACCACAAAUCUGCAACCAGUGUGCGUGUGCACCCAGAAAAUCCUUGUUCUUCUGUUCCCCCUUUCUUCCUUUUCAGCAAGUGUGCAACUGGCUUGUGAUGGACUGGUUCUUUGAGGGGCAAUCCUGCUUUUUAGGCUUUAAGUAACUGGUACCCAACAUCUAGUUCUCAGAAUAUAAAAUGCAGAGGAAAUCAGCUGAUGUCUCUCAUUAACAGUCGCCCGGCCGGCCUGCUCUUCCUGGGCUGCAGGAAACAGCUUCUCACAUGGAAGCCCGACAUGUUAAUUUACAGGCCUUUGGUUUCUGUGUUUCUUCAGUCUUUAACCUUGAAAAUGUGUGCCACCCACCAUGCUGGGUUGCGUGGAGGUAAUUUGUUUCUUUUAUAAUAAAAUGUUCCCAAAGCAAUUUGCAAUUGCCUCAUCUGUGCUGUAAAUUCAAAAUGAGUUCGAAAGGAAAGGACUUAGCUGGAAAAUACGGCAUUUUACAUAAUAUUUUUUUUGCUCUGUGGAUGGUUUCAUAGCUGAGGAAUAGACCU
This is a messenger RNA of Python bivittatus (Burmese python), 2509 nucleotides long. RefSeq names its product coiled-coil domain containing 12 (gene CCDC12). Lineage: Eukaryota; Metazoa; Chordata; Lepidosauria; Squamata; Pythonidae. The record is from RefSeq and is a predicted model, not a curated record. Gene Ontology annotation, cellular component: U2-type spliceosomal complex; post-mRNA release spliceosomal complex.